AUGACUCGUCUUUCUCCUUCUGGAGAAGCUGCCAUCAGCGUCCCCAGUCUUGGGGCGCUGAAGGGCUUUACAUACCCAAGCGGCGUGCGUCAGUUCUUUGGCGUCCCAUACGGUAAUAUCUCCAAGCGGUGGACAAGAGCCCAGCUGGUCACCAGCUGGAAAGAUAACUUCCACGACGGUACUAGACUUGGGAAACACUAUCCCCUUCCACCCGAGUACGACCCGAAGAAGGAUUAUCUAGUCCCUGUCACAGAGACUGAACACUUCUCUCCCUGGGAGGCAAAUGACCUCGAGUGCCUGAACCUGAACAUUGCGUUGCCACCGGCGGACCUCCCCGGUCCCCAUCCGGUGAUGGUGUACAUCCAUGGGGGUGCGUUCUUCCUUGCAGGCCCCCAACAUCCAGUAUUCGACUGCGCACGUCUAGUCACCACCUCAGUUGAGCGCAGAACCCCGGUAGUCACCGUCACCAUCGGCUACCGGGUCGGGCUGGGCGGGUUCCUGGCCUCUCGCGAGAUCCAGCAAGAUCUAGCAAGAGACAACCACUCUGGAGCCGGCAACUUCGGCCUGACAGACCAGCAGAUCGCUCUCCACUGGGUCCAGAAAUACAUCGGCCUCUUCGGCGGCGACGCCAACAACGUCACUCUCUUCGGCGAGUCCGCGGGCGCAAUCUCCAUCUCGCACCACCUGCUCGCAGCCGAGCCCCCAAAGUUCGACCGCGCAAUCCUCAUGUCUGGAACACUCAACCUCGCCCCCGCAUGGCCGCUUGAAAAGCACCAAAGGCGGUACGACGAACUCCUCCGAUUCCUCAACAUAGACCCAGCGGCGCCAGACACCCUCGACCAGCUCCGCCGCGUGUCCCAGGACGCCCUCACAGCAGCAACAUGGUCCAUCGAGCACGCCGACUUCCCAAUCUACAACCCCUGCUACGACGGCGUCUUCCACCGCGCAGACCCCCUUCUGCUGCGCGUUGCCCCGCUGCCCCCCUGGCUCAAGGGCUUCAUGGCAGGCGAUACCCGCGACGAGGGCUUAUUGUGGCGCCUCGUCCUCCGCAAAUACACCUACACCCACUUCCACACCCGCAUGGGACGGUUCCUGACCCCCGCGGAAACAGCCAAGAUCCUAGCCCUAUACAACAUCACCGCUGAAUCUGAAUCCAACUCCCCAGACGCGUUCUUUCAGGGCCUCGAAGCCCUCAUCCGAGACGUACUCUUCGUGAUCCCCAACUACAUCCACUUCCACGAGCCCGAAGCUUCGCCCUCGCCCUCGGCCAAGCCCAAGCCCCGGAUCCCGAUGUUCGCCUACCACGUCGACCAGCAAUCCACGCUCGCGAACCCGCUCAAGGGCACGGCGUACCACGCCAUCGACCUCCUGUACGUCUUCCAGAACGGCGAUGAUAUGUCCGCGGAGCAGCAGGCGCUCGCUCGGCAGAUGGGCGGCGACUUCAUUGACUUUGCGUACGGGCGGGAUCCGUACAAGCGGGUUGACGCGGGCGGGGCCAUGGUCUAUGGGCCUGAGAGCAAGGCUGUGUGGAAGACGGAGGAGGCGGACGAGAGCGUGAGGGGGUAUGCGAGGAUGAAGAGCAUUCUGGAGGAUGGGCUGUAUCAGCGGCUGUUUGCUGCGGUGGAUGAUAUUGGGGGGGAGAGGCAUCGGUUUAUGAAUCGGUGA
This is a messenger RNA of Aspergillus mulundensis, 1665 nucleotides long. RefSeq lists its product as uncharacterized. The record is from RefSeq and is a predicted model, not a curated record. Lineage: Eukaryota; Fungi; Ascomycota; Eurotiomycetes; Eurotiales; Aspergillaceae. Bases 1 to 1665 code for a protein of 554 amino acids. The transcript is spliced from 2 exons.